UUCAAAUCUUCAGUAGGUAGGGUAAACAUUAGGCUACAGCGAGGCUAGCAGCGGAGCUAACAUCACUCCUGCCAGUGCUCACUGCAUGCUGUCUGUCCACCGGUAUUUAUUCACAAAACAUUAAUCUCAUGCUGUAAUCUGCAAAUGAUUUCAUACAUCUGAUCGAUAAUGGACUCUAAGAGGGGAAAAGAAAAUGAAACCGAAUGUGCAAAGAUUACCACCGUACUUCUGAAGUCCUCCACAGGGGAGUUCGAUCUGGAAUCUAUUUUAUUUCUUAAACUGAUUAAUUUAGGAAUUUAUGACCUUGGAUGUGUAGGAGAGUGUAUAAACCUGGAGAGGCUGGACCUCUCGGGAAAUAACAUCACGAAUCUGGGGCCUCUUUCGCCUCUACGAAGACUUCUUGUCCUUAACUUGUCAGCCAACAGAAUCUCCAAUUUAGAACCCCUUUCAAGCUGCGAAAGUUUACAGAGUCUAAAUUUGUCAGGCAAUGUGAUACCGAGUGUUGAUAAUCUCCAUGCACUCAAGUCUUUAUGGAAACUGGAAAGCAUUAGAUUGAAGGACAACAUGUAUAAUUAUACCAAUCCAGUCUGCAAGAAUUCUUCAUACCGCACCCUUCUUCUUGAAAUGUUCUCAAACAUCAAAGUGUUGGAUGGUGAAAGGGUGGUGGGACGUGGAAGUAACCUAUACCAACUAUGCAAAGACAUUGAUGAUACAAUCAAAGCAGGCUUGUAUAAAAAUGGCCAUCUGUCGGAGCUAGCAGAAUGUAAACCUUGGGUAGAUGAUGGUUUUUGGGAGAUAAAAAGAUCAAACAACGCCAUCAUAGAUGAAGCCUAUAAACAUUUUAGUGAUGUUCUUCAUGAAUGCAGACUGCUGAACAGUAGAGCAGUUCAUGUGAUCUCACAAAAUGAAAGGAACCUCAGCCUCAAGGGUCAACCAAAGCAGUAUGCUGUUUGAAUCUGUUGAUUGAGUCACACUGAAUAUUUGUUUCCAUUUGCAAAGAACGCAUAUGUUUACCACAGCUUUCUGUGUCUCAUAUGCUUGAUGCAUCACCGGUUCCAGAAAUCCAAAAUGCUCCGUGUUACCUGCAGUGUGAGGGUUUAGUUUUAGUAACCUUUUAACCUUUAAGAGACCUUUCUGAUUCUGUAGUUACCCUGAAUCCAUUUUGAUCACUGUCUCAGGAUGUUUCAAAUCAAAAGAAUCCUCUUUGCACUCCUAACACAAUACUGUAUAACAUUAUGUUUUAAAUUACACUUAAAAUGCUGCUAUUUGUAUAUUUCAUAAUAGUGAAGCCCUUCUUUUGUUUAUUAACCCUUUCUGGGGCUUUUUCCAUGUUGUACUUCUUAUUUGCUAUUUUUGAUUAAUGCUUUUGCAUUUUGCUUUUUUAUUGUAAACCCAAUGUGGACAAACUUUUGUAAUUGAAUACAGCAGUUUGUGUAGCUGUUUGUUUCAUAUAAAAAUUUUCCCUUACAUUUUCUAAAAUAUCCUUUUGCUUAAAAUGACAUCUAUACUUUAAAUAUAUAUGAUCAGCUUUGCAUCUUUGCAUUUACAUUAUGUUGGAUAAAGAAGAACACUC
This is a messenger RNA of Xyrauchen texanus (razorback sucker), 1573 nucleotides long. RefSeq names its product leucine-rich repeat-containing protein 61-like. Gene Ontology annotation, molecular function: protein binding. Gene Ontology annotation, biological process: outer dynein arm assembly. NCBI's taxonomy places the organism in Eukaryota, Metazoa, Chordata, Actinopteri, Cypriniformes, Catostomidae. The record is from RefSeq and is a predicted model, not a curated record. The coding region runs from base 169 to 954 and encodes 261 amino acids. The transcript is spliced from 9 exons. Gene Ontology annotation, cellular component: cytoplasm.